AUGUGUGGUUAUGUUACAGACACCGUGGUUUCUUCUUCCGACACAGGAGUAUCGGACACAGUGGACCCUAUGGCAGUUGUGUCAGACGAUGAGGUACCAUCAGAGGGAGACGUAUACACGUCAGACACCACGAGUACAGAUGACGAUGAUUUCCAGCCGUUCGCUCUGCCAGACAUCGGAGUUCAGAUACAGCCUGCUGAUGGCAUUCCUGCUGGGGAUCUACCUCUUGCGGUGAUCCCUGCUCCCAUUCCGCUUGCUGCUUUCCCCGUGGUGGAUGCGCCACUCGAUGUCGUAUCUGAUGACGACAUUGAUCUGUUCGAGGAGGGUCCGCCUGAGGACGACUAUGAGGGCGGGGCCCCGAUCGAUGUUGAUGUUGUCCUUCCUGUUGCUGAGGCCCCUGUAGAGGAGGCCCCUUUUGGUUCACCUGUCCCAGACUCGUUGGAGUCUAUGGCAUCCGCGUCCCUGCACGACCAGGGUGUGCAGCAUCACUCCCCUGACGCCGACCCUGACGUGGCGAUGUCAGCUGCACCUGGUCCGUCACACGAGUUUGAGUUUGACCAUGAGGACAUCGAGUUUAUUCACAUGGACAAGCCCUUAGAGGCGCCCGUAGCUCCUAUUGAUCCGUUGUUUGACAUCCCUGCCGAUUUUGACAUGGACCUUGUUGACCCUAAGCCUGUCAUGGCCCCCGAGCCAGUUGUUGCUCCUGAUCCUGCACCAGAGCACGACCCUGUUCUUGAUGAUGCACCAGCUCUUGCACCACCCAUUGUUGAUCUUCCCGUUGUUGCUCCACCAGUGGUGGAUGAUCCUGUUAUUGAUGCACCUAUACCUGAUCCCGUGCCGGUAUUGGUUGACCGUGCACCUUUCGCCGCUCACAUAGAUCCUCGUUAUGCUGACACCCGCAACGGGUGGAUCGAUGAUGAUGACGAUUACCCACCGUUUGUGCUACCUGUCACUCCUCCAAUAGCACCUGUUUCUGCACCCACUGAUAUUCCAUUGUUUCACCCACACACCACUGAUGUUCAUCGCACCGAUCUUCCCAUUACGCUCCUCCAGGACAUACCCCCACCUCGUCCUGGAGAGGGUUCAUCGAGGCAGCCGCCUGUUUCAGUUCCACCUGUACUGUCAUCACCUUUUCCGUUUCUGUCAUAG
Molecule: messenger RNA, 1149 nt
Organism: Helianthus annuus (common sunflower)
Lineage: Eukaryota; Viridiplantae; Streptophyta; Magnoliopsida; Asterales; Asteraceae
Product: BCL-6 corepressor-like protein 1
Exons: 2
Coding region: 1-1149 (382 amino acids)
Source: RefSeq, a predicted model, not a curated record